AUGCCCAAAAUAUUCAAAACUAAUGCUGAAAUUGCCACUUGUGGUGGUAAGUUAUUAAAGUUGACCCAUGACUCAAAGGAAACUGGAACUCAAAUGGAUGUAAACAUUUAUUUACCAAAACAAUAUUAUGAUAAAAGCAAAAAGGAAUGUCAUGAAUCAAAGAUCCCUACUCUAUAUUAUUUAUCUGGACUAACAUGCACACCAAAUAACGCUUCUGAAAAAGCAUUUUGGCAAUUGCAAGCAGACAAAUAUGGCUUUACUGUGGUUUUCCCCGAUACUUCUCCACGUGGUGGCGAUGAAGUCCCCGAUGAUAAAAACGACUGGAGUUUUGGUAAAGGUGCUGGCUUUUAUCUUAAUGCCACAGAACCCAAGUAUGCUGCUAAUUAUCGUAUGUAUGAUUAUGUCCAUAAAGAGUUGCCAUCUUUAUUACAACAAGAAUUUGGUUCUGAUGGAAAAUUGGAUUUCAUCAAAAAUAAAAGCAUUACUGGUCAUUCUAUGGGCGGUUACGGUGCAAUUAGUGGGUUUUUGAAGAAUUACGGUGCCUAUAAAUCGUGCUCUGCGUUUGCUCCAAUUUGUAAUCCAAGUGUUGUUGGUUGGGGAAUUAAAUGUUUUAGUAAUUAUUUGGGUUCUGAUAAUAAAGCUGCUUGGAAACAAUACGAUCCAUGUGAUUUGGUCAAAGUUGUUAAAAGCACUAAUGCUAGUGAUAAAGUUUUAAUACAUGUUGGUACUAAAGAUCCAUUUCUUAAUGAGCAUUUGAGACCAGAAUUAUUGCUUAACGCUAGUAAAGGCACCACAUGGGAAGGAAAAUUCGACAUUAACUUAGUAGAUAAUUUCGAUCAUUCGUAUUACUUUAUAAGCACCUUUGUCCCCGAACAUGCAGAAUUUCACGCCAAACAUUUAGGUUUGCUUUAA
Messenger RNA from Saccharomycodes ludwigii, 912 nucleotides. RefSeq names its product S-formylglutathione hydrolase. The transcript has a single exon. Gene Ontology annotation, molecular function: S-formylglutathione hydrolase activity. Gene Ontology annotation, biological process: formaldehyde catabolic process. Bases 1 to 912 code for a protein of 303 amino acids. Lineage: Eukaryota; Fungi; Ascomycota; Saccharomycetes; Saccharomycodales; Saccharomycodaceae. The record is from RefSeq and is a predicted model, not a curated record. Gene Ontology annotation, cellular component: cytosol.